AUUCCCAUGUACCAUGUAGUUGAGAAUCCUACUUGGCUGCUAACGGCAACAGGAAACUGGCCUGCCACUGCGUCGCAUUCGAGUCGCGGCUCAGUACAUUGGAGGCGUGGGCACAUUGUGCAUCUUGCCGUCCAUGGUUGAUUUGACAAUGUGAAGUUCCUAUUUGGAAGGUCAGUAUUUCAUGAAAUUCCCGUUUAUUAUUGUUCUCUCAACAGUACUUCUGGUUGUUGGACCCAUUUGUCACACAUCACCUUAUUCUCCAUACAACUCAAAAUGUCGACAAAUUCAUCUAGUCCCAAUGCGGCUCCUCAUAUGAAGUCUCCCAUAGAUGUUUCUUACAUCAACGAGAGGUCUAUGAUAGUUGUUGGGGCUCUAUUCCCAACUUUGAGCAUCAUAUUCGUAUGCCUUCGCUUUUACGUUCGCCAGAAGCAGAAAGCAAAGAUUCUGGCUGAUGACUUGCUUCUCCUUCCGGCUCUGGCGAUUAUCAUUGGAAUGGGAAUUGCUUUUAUCAUUGGCGCAAGAGGACAUGGACUCGGCGAUACCAAGGGCUUGCCUGCUGGCGCUCCACCUGAACUCGAAUUUACCUUCUUGACACCACAGAUCAUCUUAACAGAAAAGGUUCAAUUCAUAUGCCAACUCAUGUCCGUUAUCUGUAUCGGAUGCAUCAAACUCAGUGUCGUCAUGUUUUAUCGUCGGAUAUUUGUUACGCAUAACAAGUCCUGGUUCUCAUGGGCCUCCUCAAUCAUUUGUGGCGUUAUUGUUGCUUGGACUAUUGCAUUCUUCUUUGUGUUCCUCUUCUAUUGUGGAACACAUAUCGAAAAGGAAUGGAGUACUGUGGUCGAAAUUAUCGAAUACUGCCCGAACGCUUUGAACGAUCAAAUAGCAAUUGGAGUCUCCGAUGCUAUCGUUGAUAUCGCAAUUCUGUUAAUCCCUAUACCAAUGAUUCUUAAGCUGCACCUUGACACAGCUAGAAAGAUCAUGGUCAUGAGCAUAUUUCUGUUGGGAGGAUUCGCUGUUGCCGCAUCGAUUGUGCGAAUGGCAAUAUUCAUACAAGUAGUUGUUGUUGGAUUUACCCCAGCUCUUGAUGGUGAUAAGGACAUCAGUCUCAUUCUCUUCUGGACUAUGGUUGAGUCUGGGACCGCUAUCGUUGCAGCAUGCCUUCCGACGAUGAAAGUUCUCACUCAUAAUAUCAACCUCGAAAACUUCUUGAGAAGCAUCAAGAGUACCUUUUCCCUUCCAUCUAGGGGCUCUCAAGCCUCCGUUUCCAAGGCGAGCAGCUCCAGAUCGCAUGUUAAUGGCGGCUCAUCUAUCGAAUAUAUCACAAGGCCAGAAAAGAACUCUAAGGUUGAGAGUUGCGCUAUGCACGACAUGGAAAGCUUCGAUUUCAGCAGGUCAGAUGAGAGCGCGAUACAAGUGCAGAAGACUUUCCGCCAAGAAAGCAUUGAGGUGUGAGAUGAUACACUUGAUUAUUUACGGUAGACUGGUUGUUUUGGAGUUUUAACAUAUUUAUACACAUAAUAGAUGAUGUUUAGGGAAAGAAAAAGUGCAACUGUUAGACCAUCUCGGCAGAACUCUUGUAAUAAUUGGAC
Molecule: messenger RNA, 1589 nt
Organism: Mollisia scopiformis
Lineage: Eukaryota; Fungi; Ascomycota; Leotiomycetes; Helotiales; Mollisiaceae
Exons: 7
Coding region: 274-1452 (392 amino acids)
Source: RefSeq, a predicted model, not a curated record